Messenger RNA from Puntigrus tetrazona (Sumatra barb), 3566 nucleotides. RefSeq names its product synapse differentiation-inducing gene protein 1. The record is from RefSeq and is a predicted model, not a curated record. The transcript has 4 exons. Gene Ontology annotation, cellular component: excitatory synapse; synaptic vesicle membrane; postsynaptic density membrane. Lineage: Eukaryota; Metazoa; Chordata; Actinopteri; Cypriniformes; Cyprinidae. Bases 417 to 1253 code for a protein of 278 amino acids. Gene Ontology annotation, biological process: positive regulation of synapse assembly; synaptic vesicle clustering.
GAAAGCGAGUGCAUUGUAGUGCUCGGACAUCAACAGUCUCGACGCGUCUUUUCGCUUUAUAACAAGUCUUACCGCAGUCGUAUCGAAACGGCUGGCAAAAUGCAGUAUAAUCGACAUCGUGUCCGCAUGAAAGGGUUUUGCUGGUGAUCCCCCCCCCUCGCUCUUGAUAGAUGACUUCUCGAAACGGGGGCAAAAACCGGACACUUGCACUUUUUAUUCAUCACUCUGCUCCAGAAAUCAAAUAGUAACCGGAUGCAGCCCGUGACUCGCCGCUGAGAUCAGUCGCGGUUCGGAUGAACGUUUACUGAGCGCUGUACCGGCUCACCUCGGAAGGAAAGAGGGGAAGUGACACUUGAACCUCAUGCCUCCACAAAGCCAUUCAUGAGGCACGGCUUCCUCCGCACCAACAGACCAGCAUGGAGAAAGGAGUCCGGACACGACUAGAAACAGGAGCGGCAGACGAGAAAGACGCUCUCGCUCAAGGGAUGACCCCAUCGGCGGGGACUGCCGACUUGGGACAUGAAUGUUGCAAACGCAACGGUCUGAUCAAUACCCACAACCUGAUGGUGGAGACUAAGGAAGGACUGGUGUCUGUCUAUUCUGCUCCACAGUACCAGGGCCAUGUGGUGUCCAAGGACAUAAAUGGGACACCGGAUGGUCGAGGACCCCCACAGUUGCUCAACCCCAGCGCCCUGCCCCAGGCUAUAGACCCUUACUACAGACCCAACCUGCUUCUGUACCCCGAGAGCGUGCUGAGAGCUUGGGGAGAGGGGGGGGACUGCUGCGAGACCACCUUCAUUGAGGAGAUGACCCCCGGCCCGUCCGGCUCAGCUGUCGCUAAAGACGGGAUUCUGUUCACCGACGGCAAGCUGCUGGAUCUCUCCAUGGAAGACGCCAAGAUCCAGACGCUCUCCUACGAUGUGGAUGACGAUGACGAUGAGUUUCAAGAACUCGAGAGCGAGUACUCCAGUGACUCAGAGAGUGAAGACAAUUUCCUUCUGAUGCCUCCGAGGGACCACCUGGGCCUCAGUGUUUUCUCCAUGCUCUGCUGUUUCUGGCCCCUGGGCAUCGCAGCUUUCUACCUGUCUCACGAGACCAACAAAGCGGUGACUAAAGGAGACUUUCACCACGCCAGCUCCAGCUCCAGACGGGCGCUGUUCCUCGCCGUGCUGUCCAUCACCAUCGGGACGGGCAUCUAUGUGGGUGUUGCUGUGGCACUUAUCGCAUACCUCUCCAAAAACAAUCACUUGUAGCCUUCCCGUGCCCUAACCACUCUCACAGUCGGAUAAAGACUGGUUCACUUUGGGAUCAGCUCCUUUGGGAAACACCCAAUGGUCACUCAAUGGGACUCACCAGCAAUGUGUUCCACUCCUGCACUUUUAAAAGUCGCGUUCCCAUUUCGUUGGGAGGAUCAUCGUUUGUGUAAAUUGUCUUGGUCACUUUUCUGCAUUUUCAUGUGAACGUGCCGCCACCACCACUAUUGUUUUAUUUAUUUUUUUGUGCUCAGUGUUUGUGCAAGUGCAAAUCUAAUGCUACACACACACACACACACACACACACGUUUUGGGCCAAAUUAAAGUCAAUAUGAAAUCAAAAUGGACCUGAUUUAUUUCCUUAAUGCAUGUUCUUAAUUAUAUUGAAUUAUUUAUUUGCUCUCCACUGCACAACUGUCCAUUUUUGUCAUCGGAUGGCCAAUCCAGUCAGUUCCCACUGGAUGAAAUCAGGGGCCGGUUGCACCAGCUGUGCGCAAGUUACCGCUUAGCGUAAUUUUGAAGCAAAGGUCCAAUGAGUUACAACUCAUGGUGAUUUAAUUAUUCGCACAAGUACAUUACAUAGAGUUAGUUCAACCAGGCAUAUAGAAGCGAGUUUGUGCUGAGCAAAUGACGCAAAUUAGGCGGCGUGAUUGCCACGAAAGCGCAAUAUUCACCUUAAUCCCAUCUUCUGUGCAAGUUGAAAAAAUUCAACUCACAAAAAACAUCCUGUAAGUACACUAGAAUGAGUAACUUCGCAAAGUAUUUACUUUGCAUUUGGUGUGCAUGCACCAUCAGGCAGCGGUAAAUAUUUUAGCAUUGCACCUACUAAACAUUUACUAAACAAACCUGAAAUAACUGUUGGAAUAAAACAGCAAACUGAUUGAAUUAGCUCACGAUUUACCUGACAAACUGCAAUUCUUUAUACAUACCGAUUUUAAAUGAAUCGCCCAUUAAGACGAGGACUUAAUGGAGGUUUUGGUGUCGUAUUUCUUUCAACCAGCGCAAAAACACAUUCAAAUAAUCCCCCAGUUAAUCAUUUAUUCAAACGAUUCACGCAAAACGGCUAAUUCAUUUAGAAUCAAAGCAAGUGACUGUCUUUAUGAAUGGAUCAUUGAAUCAUUCACUCGAAUGAUUCAUCCAGGAGCGUCUUCUCCGAGAUAUAAAAUGUUCCACAAAAUUAUUUUCAUUGACGAAACAGAAAAAAGACAAUUGUGUCUAAUAUAAUACUUGAGCGUAUAAUAAUAAUCAUUUAAUAUAAACUUGAACGACUGUAUAAAAUCAAUUGAUUCUUAUAAAAGAUGUGUUUUUGUUUGUUUUUUGCUGAGUAAGUGACACUGAUAAUGUCAGCUCACACACACAAUAAAUACUGUACACUCCUAAUAUGAUGACAUUUACUUUGACAUAUACAUUUUUAGAGAACAUAAUGCGGAAAAAGAUGUUUAUGAACUCAGCGCUUAAAACUAACUAGCUACACUCUGCCUUAUGAACAAAUGGUGCAACGCAAAUCAAGCCCAGAGUUAGCUAGCUAGUAGUUACUAAAAAUCUAGUGUGGACUUCUCAAACAGCUGGUGUAACCCUACCCAGGUCCCUACAAUUCUUAUUUUACUUGGAAACAUACUUUUAAGUCAAUUAAAAGGUGUUAUGAACAAAACUUCAUGUUGACUUUAAUAUCGGUUCGUCAUAAUAAAUACAGAUCGAACUUGUCUAAAGAUCUGAAUGGGAUCUGGAUCCGAAACUGAAGAAUCAGAGAUUUUUCUUGAAUGUUUUUUGGAGUACAUUAAGCAUCUGUCUGAAGUGCCACAGUGCUUUCAAGCCUUUUUAAUAAGAGCUACUGAAUCUUAAGGUCUGUGACACAUGAAGGGGCAUUUUCAACUCUCUUUUGAUAUUACGGACACAAAAAUGAACAUAAAGCCAUAUAGAUGGGUUGCUCAAGCCUGCGCGUGGUCUUUUUUCAGAAUGUAUGGAUAAAUAUCAUUCUCGUGGGGCUGUAACAUUUAAUAUUAACUACUCUGUAAUUAAGUCUUAAGGCUUUCAGUUUAUACAUGUCAGUCUGUGCAGCUGUAAAUGCCUCCGCUGUCAGAUUUUCUCCUAAUACUUUGGGAAACACCUCUUGCCAGCAAGCUCAUGCUAAUUAAAUGUGGUCUUUUCAUUCAGAUACGGUGUUGCGUGUUUAUCUCAUUUGGCCAAUUUGCUUUCAUAUCUUUUUAUGUGAACUUUGAUGAACUGUUGAUGAGUUAUGUUAAUGUACGUUAAAGAAAUAGCUCACCCUAAAACUAUUCUGUGAUUUUUAAGAAUAAAUUAAUUCAAAACGUC